Phragmites australis (common reed) is the source of this 2695-nucleotide messenger RNA. Its product is annotated as L-type lectin-domain containing receptor kinase S.7-like. Bases 211 to 2232 code for a protein of 673 amino acids. Gene Ontology annotation, molecular function: protein kinase activity; ATP binding; carbohydrate binding. The transcript is spliced from 2 exons. The record is from RefSeq and is a predicted model, not a curated record. NCBI's taxonomy places the organism in Eukaryota, Viridiplantae, Streptophyta, Magnoliopsida, Poales, Poaceae. Gene Ontology annotation, cellular component: plasma membrane. Gene Ontology annotation, biological process: protein phosphorylation.
AUGCAGAAUUCGUGCAAAGCUGCAUUUGAAACAAGACCUAUGAUUGGGCCCCGCAUGUCAUUCUGACAAAUCCCCAAGGCCUAAACCCUUCUCGCUGUCCCCCAUUUGCAGUUUCCCCUUCUCUUCCCUCCCCUCGCCCAAAUCCCACCGCCAUUCUUGAUUUCUUGAGCUCCGCCUCCCCAAAUCCAAUGUGAUCACCAACGCGUCGCCAUGCCUCCACUACGCUCCUCCGUCCCCUUCUUCUUUUUCCUCCUCCUCGCCGUCAGCCUCCCGCGCGCCGCGGCGCUGGCCAAGCACCGCCCCACCGCGUCCAUCACCACCCCACCCUCCUCCUACGUCCGCAUCUCGUGGGCGAGCAACCUCACGCUCCUGGGCUCCGCGUCCCUCCUCCCGGGCGCGGCCGCUGUCGCGCUCACCACCCCGUCCCGCGACGGCAUCGGCGCCGGCCGCGCGCUCUUCUCGGAGCCCAUCCGCCUCCUCCUACCCUCCGCCGCGCCCGCCUCCUUCUCCACCCGCUUCACCUUCCGCAUCACGCCCGCGCCCACCUACGGCGACGGCCUCGCCUUCCUCCUCACCUCCUCUCGCACCUUCCUCGGAGCCUCCAACGGGUUCCUUGGCCUGUUCCCCUCCUCCUCCGCCUCCGACGAGGGUGAGGCCGACCUCCGCGGCGUCUCCACCGUCGCCAUCGAGCUCGACACCCACCGCGAUGUGGCCCUGCGCGACCCGAACGGCAACCACGUCGCGCUCGACGCGGGAUCCAUCUUCUCCGUCGCGUCCGCGAGCCCCGGCGUCGACCUCAAGGCCGGCGUGCCCAUCACCGCCUGGGUGGAGUACCUCGCGCCGCGCCGCCGCCUCAGCGUGUGGCUCUCGUAUUCGUCCUUCCGCCGCCCCGAGAAGCCGGCCCUCUCUGCUGACGUCGACCUCUCUGGCCUCCUGCGCACGUACAUGUACGCCGGCUUCUCGGCGUCCAAUGGCAACGGCGCUGCGCUUCAUGUUAUCGAACGCUGGACCUUCCGCACUUUCGGCUUCGCCAACUCAUCCCAGGCUUCGCCACCGUCCGAGCCCCCGGUGCCGCCCAACAAACCACUGCCGUUUACAGGAAACCACCACAGCCGCCGCCACCUAUUCUACAAGGUGCUCGGCGGAGUCCUUGGUGGCGUUGUGUUGCUGGUUCUUGUCAUCGUCGGUUCUGUUGUUUGGCUCUCCAGGCCAAUUCGCCACACAAGUAAAGAACCUGUGGUGCCGAGCGAGGACAAGCCUUAUGGGACAAUGUCUAUGGAGGUGGUGCGGGCAGCAACGAAGAACUUUGACAGUGGCAAUGUGAUAGGCGUUGGGGGCUCUGGUGCCACUGUGUAUGAGGGAGUGCUUCUGUCCGGGUCAAGGGUUGCUGUCAAACGGUUCCAGGCUAUUUGGCCGUGCACGAAGGCAUUUGUGAGUGAGCUUGCUGCCAUGCUUAAUUGCCCGCAUCACCCCAAUCUUGUGCGGCUUGCUGGGUGGUGCUGCAGUAAGGAUGAGCUCGUGCUUGUUUAUGAGUUCAUGCCCAAUGGAAAUCUUGACUCUGCACUGCACACACCGGGUGGAGCAACACUUCCCUGGGAGGCACGGUUCAGGGCAGUGCUUGGUGUUGCAUCCGCACUUGAAUAUCUGCAUGAUGAGUGUGAUCGCCGGAUUCUGCAUCGUGAUGUCAAGUCAUCAAAUGUGCUGCUCGACGGGGAGUUCAAUGCCCGGCUUGGUGAUUUUGGGCUUGCACGCCUGGUGAGCCAUGGUGGGUUGCCACUGACAACACAGCCAGCAGGCACGCUGGGGUACCUUGCUCCAGAGUAUGUGCAUUCAGGUGUUGCAACAGAGAGGUCUGAUGUUUACAGCUUUGGUGUGCUUGCUCUAGAGGUGGCCACUGGCCGGAGGCCUACAGAAAGGGGAGUCUCUGUUAUUGACUGGGUAUGGGUUCUCUGGGGUCGUCGGAGGCUUGUUGAUGCAGCAGACCAGCGGCUUCAGGGACGAUUUGUUGGAGAGGAGAUGAGACGGGUUCUGCUUGUGGGUCUGUCUUGUGUGCAUCCAGACUGUCGGAAGCGGCCUGGUAUGCGAAGGGUAGUCAGGAUGCUUGAUGGGACUGCACCGUUGACAUUGGUGCCAGAUAAGAAGCCACCAGUUAUGCUGCAGACACAAGUAAACCAAGCUUCAUCAAUGAACUCUGCAGAUACUGUCAAUACUGCAUUCUACAGCUGUCGCUGAACAUAAGUGUCAAUAGUUUAUGCAGAAAGCUAUAGAGACAGUGAAAAGGUUCUUUCAGAUUGUUUAGAGACUAUUUGUAUGAUUUGGGCUUUCAUCUAAAGUUCAUGGAUAGGUUGAUGCUUCUGCGGCACAAACAUAUGAACAAAAUGGAGAGUUGUGCUACAGCCUACAGGGCACUCUGGUAAGGUGACCAGAAUACGUUUCACUGGUGCCCAGCAUUUCACUAUAUAUGUACGCCAGUCUUCUGUAAAAAGGAAAGGCAUUUCCUUUAAAAUACUGAAGCUGAGUCGUUUGCCAAAUUUCCUUAUCGUUUCCAUUUUUUUAUCUUUGUUUUGCUAAGAAGUCGAAGGGUUAUGCAUUACUACUGCUUUCCAAUGAUCUUGUCCUGGGAAAUUAUAGACUACUUUCUCCGUAACAUUGCAAAUCUCUGUUGCUGAAGGUGGGUUACGUUGAACUCAUUAUU